ACAAAACCACGAGGAUUUUUGGCGACAGGUGUUAUGAUCGUUAGACGCGAGACGCCAUUAGCAUUAUACAAGGGUCUCGGCGCUGUCCUUUCCGGAAUAUUAGCAGAUAAAUCAACAGGGAACACCAGAGUGGGGAAUAUCUUCAUCGCUGGGCUCGCUGCUGGGACGACCGAGGCGGUCGCGGUCGUCUGUCCAAUGGAAGUGGUGAAGAUCCGUCUGCAGGCGCAACAACAUUCGCUCGCCGAUCCGCUGGAAGCUCCGAGAUAUCGUAAUGCGGGUCAAGGUUUUUCGGCCCUUUAUAGAGGAGUCUCGCUCACUGCUUUACGGCAAGCUACUAAUCAAGGCUUCACUGCAUAUCAGGAACUUAAGAAAUUGGCACACGCAUACCAGCCGGAUUUGAAGGACUUACCUUCAUACCAACACAUAGUUAUUGGACUCAUAUCAGGUGCUAUGGGACCCUUCUCGAACGCUCCGAUAGACACGAUUAAAACUCGAUUGCAAAAGGCUACGUAUGAACCAGGAACCACGGCGUUUGAGCGGAUUGCAGCGAUAGCAAAGAAUAUGUGGAAACAGGAAGGCGUCCGGUCGUUCUACAAAGGGAUUACGCCGAGAGUUCUGCGAGUGGCUCCGGACAGGCGAUCGUUGAGAGGGAUCAUCGAGACGAUGAAAGUUCCACCGUCGCAAGAUCGGUACUCGGAGUGAUUUAAGAAGAGCGGGGAGAUUCAUUUGCAUAUACAAAAAGUCUUAAGGAUGUACAUCGUCUUUUGGCUAAAUGAAGGGUG
Molecule: messenger RNA, 782 nt
Organism: Suillus fuscotomentosus
Lineage: Eukaryota; Fungi; Basidiomycota; Agaricomycetes; Boletales; Suillaceae
Product: mitochondrial carrier domain-containing protein
Exons: 8
Biological process (GO): succinate transport; fumarate transport
Source: RefSeq, a predicted model, not a curated record